AUGGUUGGCUCGUUGAAAAGAAGUGUCAACGUCUUGGAGGGCGACAGUGCAUUCCAGGUACUUAGCUAUAUCAGGCAGGAGCUAGACCGACUUAUUGGAGCCUACUUCCCUUACCUGAAGUACAACAUUGGGUUCCGCUUCCCACACGGCCUGGAGAAACUGACAGAAGAUCUGAAGACAGAGGUGUUGGAGAGUGACGACGUUUGUCCACCUGGCUGCCGAGAAGUUAUUGAAACCGCCCCGUACAGGAAGUGGCUCAGGAAAAAUGAAAAUACCUUUUGUCCAUCAGCCAGAAUCGCUGUCUAUCCACCUGAUGACUUGAUGUGCGACUUAGCAAGAAAUAUUGGAUUUGAGUGGGAGGAAGUAGCUGCCUAUCUUGGAGUGGAGAGACCUCAGAUAGAUCAUCUCAAACUCAACUUCCCCAGUGACGCACUUGGUCAGAUUCGCAAUAUGCUGUUUCAGUGGAGAGAAGGAAUGGGGGCUUGUAGCAAUGAGGAGCGUCGAGACAAGUUGAAGAAAGCGUUGGCAAGGGCCAGACGUAAAGACUUAGCGGAGAGUCUUAAGCUUGGGUAAUACUGAACUGCUAAACUACACAGACAUAAGACAUGUACAUUUGAUAGUGGAUUCAAUCUCAAAACAGACAUUAGGUCAACAUUUUUGUAGCAGGUAUUGUUCAGAUUUUUGAUUGCUGUAGUGAUUUUGAGAACUCGUUUUGUGUUCUUGUUUCACGUGUCCAUCAUUGCUCACCGUCCUGGCAGAUUUCAAUAAUUGAUUUUAUUAUUUAUAAUCUUAAUAUUUGCAUGCACAGUUGUGUCAUUCAAAUUGCCCUUGUAUAUAUUGCUGGUGUUCAUAAGUUGAAAAACAUAUUAAUUAGAAUUACACUUAUUUUUGCUACAAAAAGUUUGAUAUGGUAGUGAAAUCUUCCAGGUAGCUUUCUUGGGAUUAAACAAAAUUGUCAUUUUGCAAAUAUAAAAAUUAACUCAGAAUUACAUUGUGUAAUAGCUCUGAUGAACAAUGACAGAAGGCAAAUUAAUGAGAUGUGUAAUUUCAGUAUGUUACCAAACCAAG
This is a messenger RNA of Lingula anatina, 1068 nucleotides long. RefSeq lists its product as uncharacterized. The record is from RefSeq and is a predicted model, not a curated record. Lineage: Eukaryota; Metazoa; Brachiopoda; Lingulata; Lingulida; Lingulidae.